GUAGAAGAGGAGAAACAUAUCCAAGGAGGGGAGAGCAACUGCAGGCAAGAGGAAAAGGGGGCUUUCUGAUACAGAUAAGGUAUUCCAAUCCUAUUCCAUUUUUGGUUUCCUUUCCUUUAGGGAAACUACUGUAUCUGGUUAGCCUACUAUACCAAUCACACCACUCACUUUUCCCACUGCCUUAUAAGGCACUCUGUACAAUUUAAUUGCUUAGUUCUGGGAGGGCCUACACUACGGUCAAGAGCCUUAGCAUAACUCAGUUUGCCUGCUACACCCCUCACCCCUGGAACAUGUGUAAAAGUGCCCAUAGUUUUUCAGAUGAAAGGCACAUACUUGUGUUUUCUGUUGAGUUUUCUGUUGAGCUGUGGGGGACAUAACAGAAGCAUUCAUAUUGUGACCCCUGUCAGGUAAUACUUGGUAAGACCUGCAAAUUCUGCUAACACUCUGACCAUGAUUUUGACUAUGGAGCUAAGACAGCAGCAGUAGUUCUGUGGCUGGAGGAGCAGUGCAGUUGCAUUCCUAUGCUCCUGAACAGUUUUUCUGAAACACCACUUGCAACCCCAGCUCUACCUGCCCUCUUUCCUGAGCACCCCCUUACUUUAGCUAUUGCUUCACUUGCUGCUGAAUUUGUUGCUGGCAAUAACAGGUGAUGAUGGGAAUCUGUGGUGAGAGGUAAGGGAUGGCAGCAGCGGUGGCAGAAAGGAAGCUCAGCAGCCCUGAGUACAAAGCAGGGAGGGCUGGGAUGGUGGCAGGUGACUCAGUGGUGGCAGUAACAGUGACAAUGGUGGGAUAAGCAGCCAUCUUCAGACCCAGCUGCCUUAUACUUAAAGGUUGCCCAUCCCUGACCUAAACCACAUAAUAUUGUUUCCAUUCCAUUCUCAAGCUCUGUGCAAUCUUCAGCCUUAGUCCUGUGAAAGUAUUUUUGAGUAUAGGGGCAAGGAUGUACAGAGGCACAGUCAAUAGAUGGAUAUGUAUUUACUGGUUAUGCCUAGCCCCAAUAUAAAGCACUUGCACUGGUCACAUUUCUACUAAUUCUCAGCAGCCUGAGAGAAGGAGUCUCUGCCUCUGGCCCCUGCUCCCAGUCCCUAUUCAUGACCACUUUUAUGCGAGUUUUACACAAAAAAAAGAUUCACAGUUAGUGCUUUGGGCUGUUUGUCUCUGGGAUCACAUAUUAGAUCUAACCACACCUUAUUGCUGGUGUAGGGGAAGCUUGAUCCUGGGCCUUUGCUGAAAGAGACCACAAGGGCCACAUGGAGCCAGGACCAAGAGUCCCAGCAACUGACGGGACUCCUGGUUCUAGUUGUGUGAGGUGCAGCUGGGGCUGAGAGCCCCCUGUGGGCCAGGGGUUUCACCAGUUAAUUGUGUGACACCUGUAAUGCGUAGAGGGGGCCUAACUGCCACAGUGGUUAAUCACGUGGAGAAAUCUUUCCAGCUAGGAAUGAAUGAACCCACAAGCAAUCCCAAAAUACGCUGCAACAUUUCACAAGAUAAUAUUUGCAGUAUUGUUGCAGGGGAUUCUGGGGGUCAGGAAUGUUUUGCUUUUGCAAAGACCAGCUAGCUUCUCCCUGCCAAGAGUCAUAUUUGGCUCGAAACAAAAUAACCUAGCGUAGACCAGCAAACACACCACCACUGGGGUGGGCGGGGCCAGCUCUGUGGGCGGGGCCUCAGCUGCGCACCCCGGCCGCGACGCUACCGCUGCGCAUGCGCGCUGGGCCGGGAGGGCGGCCGGAAGCAUGGAGGUGGGCGCACGUGUGUCGGCGCUGUCUGUCUAUCGCUCCGCGGCCGGAGCGGGGCCGGGGCUGGAGCGGCGCGGGCUGCUGCUGUCCCCGCGGAGCCGCCGGGUGAGGAAGGGGCUGAAACAGAGGAGCCGGGGAGGAGCCGGGGGGAAGGCGGGCAGCAGGUCCGUACCCGCGUUGCAAGGCCAGGGGUCCGAGGUGAAGGAGACCCGCCCGGUUCCGGCGCCCCGCGCUGCAGCAGCAGCAGGAGGGAGCAGCCCCGAGUUGCAGGCCGUGCUGCGGGAGCUGGGCGAGGUGGCGCACAGCAGGCAGCGUGGAGCCCGGCUGUUCCAAUGGAUGCUGGCCCCGGUGCCCCCGCAGCACUUCUUGGAGCAGAGCUGGGAGAAGCAGCCCCUCCUGAUCCAGCGGCACCAGCCCAGCUACUACCAGGGGCUCUUCUCCACGGCAGAGCUGGAUGACAUCUUGCGAGGCGGCCGCGUGCACUUCGGGCUCCACCUGGACGUGACCAGCUAUGUGGCCGGAGUCCGGGAGACCCACAACCCUGUGGGCCGGGCACUGCCGGCUGCUGUGUGGGACUUCUAUCGCCGCGGCUGCUCCCUGCGGCUGCUAAACCCGCAGGCCUUCUCUGCCACCGUCUGGCACUUCCUCUCCAUCCUCCAGGAGCAGUUCGGGAGCAUGGUGGGUGCCAAUGUGUACCUGACGCCCCCUGGCACGCAGGGCUUCGCACCCCACUAUGACGACAUCGAAGCCUUUGUGCUCCAGUUGGAAGGGAAGAAGCACUGGCGUGUCUACGCCCCGCGCAGUGAGGCUGAGGUCUUGCCCCAGUUCUCAAGUCCCAACUUUGCUCAGACGGAAAUUGGGGAACCUGUUCUGGAGACCGUCCUUGAAGCUGGCGACCUGCUGUACUUUCCACGUGGGUUUAUCCAUCAAGGGGACUGCCUGCCUGAUGCACACUCACUCCACAUAACAGUAUCCUCCUACCAAAGGAACUCCUGGGGAGACCUACUUGAGAAACUCCUCCCAGCUGCCUUGCAGAUGGCCAUAGAGGAAGAUGUGGAGUACAGGCAAGGGCUCCCUUUAGACUACCUGGAAUACACAGGGGUCCAGAACUCAGACGUGGUUGAUUCUCGCCGACGUGCCUUUAUGGAAAAGGUGCAAAGUUUGAUGAAGAAGCUGGUGGAUUAUGCACCAAUCGAUGUGGCAGUGGAUCAGAAAGCUAAGUCGUUUCUUCAUGAUUGUCUUCCUCCAGUGCUAACUGAAAGUGAAAGGAUGCUGAGUGUACAUGGGCUUCCAGCCAGAUGGGAAGAUGGAGGUGCCCUUGAUGUUGAUAUACCAAUAAAAAAAGAGACUCAGGUACGGCUGCUCCAUCAUGGUGUCCUUAGAUUGUGUAAUGAUGAAAACGGCGUGGUGCUGUAUUACACAACAGAAAACUCAAGAGUGUACCACGAGGAGGAGCUCAAGUACUUGCAGAUAGAUCCUGAGUUCACAGACGGCAUCGAAUUUCUGCUUACUUCCUAUCCAAAGUAUGUCACUGUGGACGCCCUUCCAUGUAACUCUGUGGAUGAAAAGGUUUCCUUGGCCACAUUUUUGUUUGAGAAAGGCUUGUUGAUUACCAAGAAACCUCUAGUAUCUGUGUAGCUGUUUGUAUUAUGAGCAAAAUAAAUACAGAUUGAUUUGGAAAGAAAUAAAC
Alligator sinensis (Chinese alligator) is the source of this 3426-nucleotide messenger RNA. It is a transcript of the gene RIOX1, whose product is annotated as ribosomal oxygenase 1. Gene Ontology annotation, cellular component: nucleolus. Gene Ontology annotation, molecular function: histone H3K4 demethylase activity; histone H3K36 demethylase activity. Lineage: Eukaryota; Metazoa; Chordata; Crocodylia; Alligatoridae. The record is from RefSeq and is a predicted model, not a curated record.